Laccaria bicolor S238N-H82 is the source of this 1326-nucleotide messenger RNA. RefSeq lists its product as uncharacterized. NCBI's taxonomy places the organism in Eukaryota, Fungi, Basidiomycota, Agaricomycetes, Agaricales, Hydnangiaceae. The record is from RefSeq and is a predicted model, not a curated record. Gene Ontology annotation, molecular function: RNA binding; ribonuclease T2 activity. Gene Ontology annotation, cellular component: extracellular region. The transcript has 14 exons. Gene Ontology annotation, biological process: RNA catabolic process. The coding region runs from base 1 to 1191 and encodes 396 amino acids.
AUGCGUUCUGCAGUUCUACUCGCAAGCUUUGUUAGCACCGCGUUGGCUUCGCCUUUCUUAGGCCAAACGGAUAUCCUCGGCCUAUUUAAGAGGUCUGUCUCCUCUGGAUGCUCCACGACAGGCCCUGCGUCUUGCCACAACACUUCGGUAGUUUCAAACUUGUGCUGCUUUGAAGCUCCAGGAUUUUGGGACACCAACCCUUCGACCGGGCCAACCAAUAGCUGGACCAUUCACGGUCUUUGGCCCGACAACUGUGAUACGACUUUCAGUUCAAACUGUGAUCCCUCCAGAGCUUACACGAACGUCGCCGGGCUUCUUACGGCCAAUGGUGCAAGUGACACCCUGGCUUAUAUGCAAACCUACUGGGUCGAUAUUAACGGGAACAACGAGGCCUUUUGGGAGCACGAAUGGGCUAAACACGGCACAUGCAUGAGCACGCUCAAACCCGCUUGCCUUCCUAGCGGCAGCCCGACGGGUUUGGAGGCCGUGCUCUUCUUCCAGACGGUUGUCCGAUUAUUCCAAACGCUCCCGACAUACACCUGGCUCGCGAAUGUAGGAAUAACCCCGAGCACUAGCGCAACUUACACACUCUCCACUCUUACCUCGGCUCUCAAGACGGCAUCUGGAGGAUUUACCCCCGCGCUCGACUGCACAUCGGGAGCUCUCAACGGCAUUAGCUGGUACUUCAACCUAAAAGGUUCCGUCAUCGAUGGGACGUUUGUUGCGAUCGAUGCGCCCUUGGCUGGUAGUUGCCCCUCCUCUGGAAUCAAGUACCCUCCGAAGUCAGGGGGGUCUACGGUACGCAUAAUCGACUUUUCUGCCCCAGCAAGUUUGCCGACAAAAGCUACCAUCAAGGCUCUCCGAUCCGGUUCCGCCGUCGGUGGCCUUUUGUCUUUGGCAACUUGGUCGACCCAAACACUCGCCACGUUUACGAUCUCUGGAACGAGCAGUAGUUUCACCAUGACCUCGUCAAAGGGUAACUGCGGCGUUAGUGGUGGUCAGCUUGCCUGCGGCAGUGGGGUUUCUCUGACGAGCUUCUCUGCGGUCUCUUCUGGGAGUAAUAUCCUUUUGGCGUCUGGAGGGUCGACUUCCUUUAGCAGUGAUGGUAUCCCGAGUGGCACGACGGUUUACACCGUUUAUACUGGCAGUGGUCAUGCUAAUGGCUACACGCUUUCAAUUGUCGGAUCUUAGUAUUGAUCCAAGGCUUACUUACACACUUUCAAUUGUUGGAUCUUAGUAUUGAUCCAAGGAUAUUGUCCUUACAUAUUCUCUAGUCACCCUGCAUCCCUUUGCGCGGCUCUAUGAAAGAAUUUGUUGUUUCGUGUC